Molecule: messenger RNA, 2403 nt
Organism: Drosophila innubila
Lineage: Eukaryota; Metazoa; Arthropoda; Insecta; Diptera; Drosophilidae
Exons: 3
Coding region: 161-2131 (656 amino acids)
Source: RefSeq, a predicted model, not a curated record
CUUAACUGAAGUCUGUGGAUUCCCAGUGUAAAAGCAGGCCUAUGUGGAUUUUGUGAAACUAAGAAAUAAUAUUUGAAUUCAGUCGAUUUCUGGAGUUCCCCGGAAGCACAACAAAAAUAAAAAAUUUCUCCUUUGAAUUGAGACUGAAUUUCAUUGUUGAAUGUUUCGAUUCUACGAACUCUACUCGCUGUAUCUGAAGAAAAUGUCCAAUUACGGAUCAUCGUCGACCACUUGGUGUCUCUGCGAGAAGCUGCCACGAUCGAUUCUCCACAUUGCACCGACUCCGAGUCGGGAGCAUUGGUGCGAGGUCUGCGGCCGGCGACGUCGUCCACGUGCCUGCUUCAGUUCUUCCAGCGAUGAGGAGGAGCGGGCUGCAGAGCGACGACAAGUGAUGCUGGCAGAGCAACGACGUCAGGCGGAGGAGAAGGAGCGUCAGGGCUUGGUGCGCGUCAAGGUGGCCAUGGCAACCAAGAAGCCAAGGCCAAAGUCACAGCCACAUCACAAGAGCAACUGCUUCAAGUGUGGCGGACAGCAGAAGCCACCAAUGAACUUGAUGCAAUCGCAGCAGCAGAUUAAGCUCAGGUGCAACAAUAGAUUACACAUGGGUCGCUUUGGACAUUGUCGCAAACCGCAACGUGUGCAGUGCAAGCGUCGGGAUGGAGACUUCGAAGUGGAGUCCCAGGAGCAGCUGGAUAUUGAACCACAUCCAACUGCACCACCGCCGCCACCAUCUCCACCAAAAUCCCCGCCGCCGCCGACGACGCCAGGUUGCGGUGAAUCUCUCUGGGAGCAGCGCCAUAAGGAUAUGCCCAAUCUGGUGGCCUUUGCCCACGAAGUAUUCAAUCGUCCGCUGCAUCUGCGCAAGCGUCAGCCCAAUUCCUAUGACAAUCUCUUUGUCAGUGACUUUAUACCGCUGGAAAAGCCCAUCACAGAUGCUGCCGGCGGCGCCAUCUCGAAGCGUCGCCGUUUAUUUGGUCGCCCACUGCGUCCCCACUACAGUCGCCCCCUGCCGCCGCUGUCCCAAGUGCUCUCCCAAAUUCUGGCCAAGCAAAAGGUGCGCGCCAAGGGCGGCGGUUUGCCAGCCAAGGAGGAGCUUAACAAAACCGCCAGUCAAUUCCCGCCCUUUGACUGCUACGAGGGACCCUCGGAGGAUGCACUCGUUGUGGAGAGUGCCCGACAUAUGCUGCGACAGCCGAAGGCUCUGCACAUUAUGCAGCGUCGCGAUUUGCCAACCACUCGGCUUCCCAGCUUUGAGUCGGAACCAAGCAGCGACUGCUCCUCUUCGUCGCCAUUUGAUAUGCCCACGGCGCCGCCCGCAGAGCGUCCACGCCAGAGCUACACUGUGGGAGCCCCAUUGCGUUUGCACGAGAUGAUGAAGGCGGUGGCUCAGUCGGGUCUCUCCGACAGCAGCGCCUCCAGCAGCAGCACGGGCAGCAGCAGCCACAAGAGCGCCAGCUCCACGUUGCCCGUGCUGCAGCAAUCGGUGCGCAGUCGUGGAGGUGAGGAGCCACCGUAUGAAGAGAAGCCAGCCGAGCCAGCUGUGGAACCACUGACCAUAAUGGAAAAAAUCCUCUGGUUAAUGGAGCAAAAGCCAACAGUUGAUGUCGAUCCCACCGAGCACAAACUGGAAUCGAAUCAAAUUAAGGACAAUCACACGGAAUCCGUUAAAGCUCUCUUGCAAUUCAUGGAAAGACUUCACAUUGAUGGCGGCGAUAAGGAUGAUACCCACUCAGGUUUACUCAAAAACGACAUCGAAGAUGAGUUAAAGACAAGUGUAGACACUCCUCUGACAGAGUUACAACUUUCCAAUGACAUGUCAAACGAAAUGCCUUUAAAUUCUUCAAAUAAAUCAGAAGGCGAUGCCAAGUAUGUCAAUGGUUUCUCCAACGGUGGAACACUAUCAGAGAUGACAGACAGCGGGGGUAUCACAAAUUCUAAACGAAAUUCCAGUACAUCGAUGUGGUCCAUUAUCAGUGGAUUUUUCACAUCCAAACGCUCCAAAGACAGUUCUUUAACUAAUAGUUCACUUGAAGAAAUGAAACCACUGAAAGUUACGAAAAAUCUGCAGUACGGUUCCAUAAAUCAGCACCGUACAAAAGAGGAGCUUUACAGCUGUCGGGAAAAUGUGUGACCCACUGAAGGUUGAGCUGCGAUAUCGGAAUCCCGCUGCUGCCUUUAUGAGUGCCUGUGCCAGCGUGUUCUUUUGGAUAAUCUAUUGGUUAGCUCAAUGUCUUAUUUUUUUAGCUGGUCUAGCUAUCGUUUUUGGUAUGUUGUUUCCUCGUCAUACAUGGUACUUGCUGAAUCAUUUGCUGGAUCAAUAUCAUGUCGAGCGUCAGUUUAAGGACGAGUUAUAAGUUAUAUAUUUUGUGAAUUGAAUAAAUUAUAUUUUUUUUUAAAUAGAAA